Doryrhamphus excisus (bluestripe pipefish) is the source of this 6772-nucleotide messenger RNA. The record is from RefSeq and is a predicted model, not a curated record. NCBI's taxonomy places the organism in Eukaryota, Metazoa, Chordata, Actinopteri, Syngnathiformes, Syngnathidae.
UCUAACACUGCCUUUUAUCCUCUUGAGCAUGGAAUUCACCAAAGCUGCAGAGUUUGGUACUGUAAUCUCUUCCACUUCUUUGUGAUCACAUGACUGGAGCUGGUGAAUGUUUGGCACAAUGUGCUCCUCCACCUUCUCUGGAGAAUGCGCCGCAGAUGCCCGGACAUUGGCCCCUCCAUUCCCUUCGGCUUCUUCAGCAAGCCUGUCGAAUCAAAACCCAACCAGCAGGCGGUGUGCUGGGUGACGUCAUGCACUAACAGCUGGUCGAUGAGCCACCAAAAAAAAAAAAAAAGGAUGUAAAAUGUAAAGCGGGCACAGCAGCGAGCUGUGAGCUGCACCGCGGCUCGAGCCCACAGCCACGGAACACUCGGAACCAUGUGGAUCAUCAGGAGGAGGAAGAUGCUGCUCUACAUCGUUUACACUUUCCUAUGCGCUUCUGGAGAUUGCCUUUUUGUGACUGAAUACUUCACCCGAACGCCUCGUAAGCUCAGUGCUUUCAACUCCUUCGCCAGUGUGGAGCUGUUUCACUUCAAUGUGCCUGAUGACACCAUGAUGGCCGUAUGGAACCUCAUUACCUUCAAAGAACAAGGGGGCACCUUUGGAGACCGCUGCCCCAAUCGCAAUGUGACUGUGUACUUCAGGUCUGGCGCUCCACCAGUAAUCAACCCUCUGAACACUCAUUUCCCACGGGAUAUGGUCGUGCCAGGAUCUUUUGCCGUCACUCUGACCUGGACCCUUCCGAACCGCACCACUGGGGCGUUCAACGUGACCAGCCCGCUCCCUGGGGACUGGUUCUUGGCUGCACAUUUACCCAAGGAUGAAGGAAAGAUCUCAGUCAAAGGUCUGUCUGAAGAAUGUCAGUACUUGUUCCAGCCUCAGCUCAUCGUACAAAAGCUCAUUGGGAUAUCGCUGCUCUAUCCGGGCUACUUCAUAGACCAGAUGAUCCCUGCACACAACAGAUCUGCUCUUUAUAAAGUGUUUAUCCCCAAUUACAUAUCCAAGGUCAAAGUUCAGCUGGUAAACUGCGGCAUAAAGAACAAAAGCAAUGGCACUUCUUGUCCUGUGGUGUUGAAGAUAAGAGCGCGUGCGCCCCCUGUGCACAACUCGAGUGCCCUCGACUGCAGGGAGUGGAACCCUUGUGAGUUAGAUGCGGUUGUGCCCGCAUGGGAACAAUGGUACUACAUCCUGGUGGAGAGAUACAACACUAACUCCAAUGUCUACUUCCGUAUCGGAGUGCAGGUCACAGACUGCUCCAAGUCCAAUGCAUCCAAGGAUCAGUCACAGCCAGGCUCCUCUAUGAACAUGCCACAGUCUUUUGGCACAGCCAUGGCUUUCUCCUUGUCAGACACCGUCUCCAUGGCAGUGCUGGGGGCGCCGUCUCACAAUGCCACUCAGCUGCACACCUCAGGGGACAGCGUGGUUUAUCUCACUCCCGCCACAGACGCCAACAAGUGCUGGCCCAUCCGCCCGACUCUGCGCAACGAGUUGGACACCUUCUCUGUGCACUUUUAUGUCUUCUUUGGUCCAAAUAUAUCCAUUCCGCCAGACAGGGCAGCUGUGUUUGCCAUCAACCUGAUGCCUGUCUUGGACAGCGGUGGGGUCCUCAACAUGGAGCUGAAGCUUAACAUGUCGACACUGAAAGACAAGAAUGUCACUGUGUUCGGCUGCCUGACUCACGGGAUGCCUCUCUUCCUCUGGCAAAACUCAUCAUUGAAAUGUGAAUCAGAGUCUGUGGCUGGGUUUUUCCUCUCUUUGAACACGUCCACUAACAUCACCAAACUCAGGAUUCCUUACCCACAAACGGGCACCUGGUACCUCAGUCUGCGCUCACUGUGUCCCACAGAAGACGGUUGGGAGGCGUGUACCAACACCACUGCGGAGGUGUACAUGCGCGCUUACCUGACUCCAUGCAUCAACGACUGUGGCACGUAUGGACAGUGCAAGCUGCUCCGCACCAACAACUACCUUUAUGCUGCAUGUGAAUGCAAAGCAGGCUGGGAAGGCUGGGGAUGCACAGACAAUUCUGAGGCCUACUCAUACAGCUUCCAGCUCCUCUCCACCCUGCUGCUGUGUCUCAGUAACCUCAUGUUCGUCCCGCCUGUGGUCAUCGCAGUCCGCAGCCACUACCUGCUUGAGGCAUCUGUCUAUAUCUUCACUAUGUUCUUCUCCACGUUCUACCAUGCAUGUGACCAGCCGGGCAUUGUUGUCUUUUGCAUAAUGGAGUAUGACGUUCUACAGUUCUGUGACUUCCUUGGCUCGCUCAUGUCAGUGUGGGUCACCGUCAUUGCCAUGGCCAGGCUGAAGUCCAUCAUUAAACAGGUGCUUUAUUUGCUAGGGGCCAUGUCCCUGUCUAUGGCUUUGCAGCUGGACCGUCACGGUCUGUGGAACCUGCUGGGACCCAGUCUUUUUGCUCUGGGCAUCAUGGCGGUGGCAUGGACAGUGCGCACCAUCCGCCGUCGGCGAUGCUACCCGCCCACCUGGAAGCGCUGGGUGUUUUUCCUCUUCCCGGGCACCACCAUCGCCACUUCGGCCGUGGCCCUUUACGCCUUUGUGGAAACGGAGGAGAACUACUUCUACAUCCACAGCAUCUGGCACAUGCUGAUCGCGGGCAGCGUGGGUUUCCUCCUCCCACCUCGCGCCAAGCCCGACCCCAAGGUGACGCCGCUGAAGCGGAGGCGAGGCUGCGGCUACCAACUGUGCGUGAAUGAGCACGAGGAACUGGGCCUGGUGGACCCGGCCAUCAUCACCAUAAAUAGCAUCUGCACCAGCUGAUAGACUCCUCUCACUUCCACCCCCCCCCCCCCCCCACUCCUGUUACCUUGGAGACACUUCAUUGCCUUCUUUUACUUGGGACGUUCACUCACGGGAAAAAAGCCACAGAACUUGAAGAACUUAACUGUAAAUACUUUUAUGCUGAUAAGACAUAUUGUUUCAUCUCUUCUUCUUGUCAUGGUUACUGUCCCCGUGAAGCAACGCACUUCCACGCCAUUGAGGUUUGCUUUGACUGCUAGCUACAAUGUCAAAGCAAGAGCCAUAUUGAUUUUGAAAAAAACAGAGCUACGCUAUGGAUGACCGUCAAAGAAUGAACCUUUUUGUUUUUAAUGUAUCAUCGGCAAAAGCCACAGAAUGAACACAUCAGUAAAAGUUACCUACUAAGGAGCAAAUACUUUAAUUCUAAAAUUAAGAAACAAGAAUUGUGUUGUUUUUUAUUCUCUCUUAGGUACAACUAAUCUUCCAAUCUGAGCAAUUAUUUUCCUGACGGAAUCCUAUUGCUUUUGAUGGACAAAAGACACGAUAAACGAGGCAGCUGAGGUGCAACUCAUCUUCUAGUUGAACCCUGUUGUUUUUACUAGCUCACUGACAACAAUGACAGAGGCAGCUAAGAUCAAAGGUCAAGUCAGUGCAACUAUUUCGUUUCUAUCCCCACACAAGGUCAAAGGUCAGGUGAGUACAUGUUGACUGACAAUUUUCAAAGCUUUCAGGGAUUUUUUUUUUCCAAUGCCAGCCCUAUUGAUUUGGAGUCUAGGAUGCUAUGGGGCUGCAUAGGUUCAUCCAGCGUUCGCUUAGCGGGGACGUCGCACUGUGGUCGCCUUUGUAAGUUACCAUCCAUCAACCAAGUGCAAGUAUUACUCGUGUAUGUACUGUACAGUAGAAGUAUUUCUUAUGACAUAUGCUGUGUACUUUACUUUGUACACAUGCUUGUUUGUGGGUAUGCAUUGAAAGUCAAGGCUGCUAUCUGACGGUGACUGUAAAGCUGCUUGUGGUCCUUAUUUAUUCAAGCAGGUUGGUUACAUUCCACUGGGUCCAGCAGAGGGUUUCAAAGUGAAGGCCAGUGACUGACAUAGAACCGGAUUAAACAUUUAAGGGUAGGCUAACACCGGGCACCUUCCACUUAACAGGGCUUGCACUCAUUCCGGCUUUGUGGGAUUCGGUUUUGCUAAAAAUAUCUUGGCUAUUGUACUGCCAAAAGGCGCACCUAACAAACUAGUCUGCGGAUUUGAACACCCCAAAGUAUCUGCGUGUUCUUUUAGAGCUGUUCUUUUAGAGUUGGGACACCCCAGCCAGGGAAUCCUUUAAUCAUCUUUAUUUAUGUGUGUUUUUAUUUGUUCAUAUAACGUACACAGAACGAUGAACAACUCGUAUCUGUCUCCUUUUUCCUCUUAAGAUCAUGUGAGAAAGUUGACAGCUCUAACCUUCCAAAUUUCCAAAAACAUGAAAACACUGAAUAUAACCAAGACACUGUUUUGGGGAAAAAAAGCUAUAUCAAGGAACAAGGACUGAGGUACUAAUGACUAAGGCACAUAAAUUUAGACUAGUCCCAGAUAAACGCAUGACGAAGGCACAUAGACACAUAACUCAUGACAUAGGCACAUUUAGAAUAGUUCCUGAAGAACUAGUGAGGAACUAAUAAAUAGAGUGGUUACUGAGGAAUUAAUGCCUAAAGCACAUGCUUUCAGAGUAGUUACUGAUUAAUUAAUGGGGAAGUAAUGAGUACAGUGGUUACUGAGGAACUAAGGACUAAGGCACACAUACAUUUAGAGUAGUUACUGAAUGGGGAAUGGGGAAGUAGUGAGUAGAGUGGUUACUGAGGAACUAAGGCACAUUUAGAGUAGUAGAAUGAGCCGCCAUUAGACAGUUCCAAGGGCCUCAGGCCAAUAGCACUCAUCAUCAAUAAAUUGAAAAAUUUACAUUUAAUGCAUGUGUUUGCUAUCAGCUGAUCUCACUCAUAGAUGAUCGUUAUCAGAAACGGCAGCAUAUACAGUAAACCUCGGAUAUAUCGGACUCGGAUAUAUCGGAAAUUCGCUCACAACGGACAGAUAAAAAAGAACCAAUUUUUCUGUAAUGCAUUUCCAAUAAAAAUUCAUUGCAUAUAUCGGAUUUUUUAUAACGGAUUUCGCCUAUUUCGGACAAAAUCUCCAGUCCCGUUCCAAUGCAUUUCCAUUAAAUUUCCCUCGCAUAUAUCGGCUGGCCGCAUCGUGGCGCUCCGAUUCGCUGAAUCGUGACAGGCCGCUAUACGACGUCAUUUGCAGCGUUUGCAGCGUUGCCUGCGCGUCCAGGUACAUUGGAAACAUAGUCAAGGAAGUGCCUUUUUAUAACGGAUAAAAUCCGAUUUACGCAUAUACCGGAUAUAAAUCCGAUAUAUGCGUAAAACGGACAUUUUCCGGUAUACGCAUAUAACGGAUUUCGCUUAUAUCGGACAAAACCAGUGGGAACUAUUGAAUCCGAUAUAUCCGAGGUUUACUGUAUAUAUAUAUAUAUAUAUAUACAUACAUACAUACAUACAUGCUGCAUUGCGACCGAGUGGUUAGUGCGCAGGCGCCUCACAGCUAGGAGACCCGAGUUCAAUUCCACCCUCGGCCAUCUCUGUGUGGAGUUUGCAUGUUCUCCCCGUGCAUGCGUGGGUUUUCUCCGGGUACUCCGGUUUCCUCCCACAUUCCAAAAACAUGCUAGGUUAAUUGGCGACUCCAAAUUGUCCAUAGGUAUGAAUGUGAGUGUGAAUGGUUGUUUGUCUAUAUGUGCCCUGUGAUUGGCUGGCGACCAGUCCAGGGUGUACCCCGCCUCUCGCCCGAAUACAGCUACAGGGGAUAGGCUCCCCUUGUGAGGGUAAGCGGUAGAAAAAGAAAGAAUGAAAAUUAGUAUUGUUGUUUGCAUGCACAAAUCCCUCCAGAAUAUAGGAAAACUCCUCUUUUUCAGAUUUUUAGAGUACUUUUUUAAGUACUUUCGGUACUUUCUCAAGCUGCUCCGCCUCUCACUUUGAAAGCCACUGCAGUAGAUUCAUGGGAUGUGACAUGUAUCACUUACCAAGGGCACUGCUUUUUUUCAUUUUUAUUAUCUUGGAUUUUACGUUUAUCUUUUGCACUGAGACAAAAAAAUGUAAUGUACAUUUUUAUCACAAAUGUAAAACUAGUCGUCAUGUGGAAUGUUAGACGGUGUCUUACAGUGGAAAUGUAUCGCGUUCACGUGAAUGUGCUGAUUGAAAAGGGAACAAUUCCAAAGUGCAGCUGGGGAAGACAAUGAGAAAUAUUAUAGAGGGGGCGAGGGUGGGGGUUGCAAUGAUUUCAGACCUCAAAGUAAGACCUGGCCUCUUUUACUCAUCCUCUGACAGGACCUGUGUGUCACCACAUUCAUAAACAAUAAAUGUUUUCUUUCUUUGCCUGGCUUUCACUGCUGCUUUCCAAGCUUUUAAAGGGCGAGCUGGUGAAGACAUCACAUGGCAAUCUGUGGCCCUAAUGGCACUCAGGGAGCCAGAUGAGAUGCUGUCAACAGCAUCCUCGUAGGAAUACAGCAAGAGAUGAAUAAUUCUCCGGCAGAGCGGCACAACAAGCAUCUCCGCUCUCUCCUUAUAUGAGACAAAAACCUUUAUGACUUUUUGAUGUUUGCUUUAUUAGGUGUGCAACUUUUGGAUUGGAAAUAAUGGCAUAGGAACCUUUCAGCACAUUGUUUUUGUUGCACUUCUUUACUCUGGGGAAAACUAAUAAUGACAUUUAUGAGCAUUCCUCCUGUUUGUUGCCUUAUUUUGAAUUUACGAGCUGCAUAAUCUAAUGAGAAGACGCAUCAAAAAUUCAGCCUUUCCAAAUAUAAUACUGCUCAUUUUUUAUUGACACUGUCAGACUGGUGUUGAUUUGAAAAUAUGUGGACUAUUCCUGUGAUUGUAGUUUGCAUUGCGUUAUGCUGAGAGCUGUUUCUAUUAUUUUGGGUACCUUAUUUAAGUGUCAGAAGAAGCAGGGGCCCCAUAAAAAAGUAGUAAAAACGUUAUGUUUAGUGCUGUAUA